Hyposmocoma kahamanoa is the source of this 1200-nucleotide messenger RNA. RefSeq names its product serine protease inhibitor 77Ba-like (gene serpin-5). Gene Ontology annotation, molecular function: serine-type endopeptidase inhibitor activity. Lineage: Eukaryota; Metazoa; Arthropoda; Insecta; Lepidoptera; Cosmopterigidae. The transcript has a single exon. The record is from RefSeq and is a predicted model, not a curated record. Bases 1 to 1200 code for a protein of 399 amino acids.
AUGCAUCUUUUAAACAUCGGUGUAAUAUUUGCAAUUUUUACAAAGUGCUCUUGCGAAGUGGAUUUUAGUGAUAGACCAAGAAAUUUCAGUAUUGAGCUGAUCCAUUUCACUCAACUGGAAACUGAUGGACAUAUUGUCAUUUCACCUUUUGGAAUCUGGACUCUUAUGAUUGGUGUUGCACUAGGAGCCACGGGAGAAAGCUAUAAACAACUAAGCCGAGCUUUCAUACUGCCAAGAAACGAAAAUGAGUUAAUAGAAGGAUAUAAGAAGCUCACCGAAACGGUGUUGAACCCAAAAACUAAAGGAGUUACAUUGACGAGUAAGAAUUAUGUGUUUUUAGACGAUGAUUUUGUAAUAUAUCCCCAGUUUAAACAGAUGGUUCAAGAAGAGUUCGACGCUACUGUUAAGGUUUUUGAUUUCGACAAUCCAAAUGCAGCCGCUAAGAAAGCAAAUAGUUACAUAAAGAAAACUGGAGGUGGAAGAAUGACUAAUGUUCUAACAUCUGAAGAUUUUGCUGAAUCCAGAAUGUUAAUAACAAACGUCAUAUCUUUCAAAGGACUGUGGAAUUCACCGUUCAACAAAUCGGAAACAACAGUACAACCUUUUUACAAUGAAGACAUGGAAAAGAUAGGUGAAGUGAAUAUGAUGUAUCAAGUGGCUCCAUUACCAUUCUCAAACGUACGUGAUUUAAAAGCUUUUGUAUUAGAACUCCCUUAUGGAGAUGACGACAAAUAUUCGAUGUUGUUCAUUCUUCCGCACAGAAAUGUGAAGCUAGCGGAUGUAUAUCAAAACUUCGCCAAAAUAAGUUUAAAAGAUGUACAACAAAAACUCGAAGACGAUAUAAAAAGAAUGGAUUUGGAAGACAUACAAAUUGAAAUACCUAGAUUUAAGAUAAGUACAAAUGUCGCUUUGAACAAGCCUUUGAAUAAUAUGGGUGUUUUUGACAUUUUUUACCCUGAAUUAGCUUCUUUUGAAAAAGUGACUAGUGAAGAUAUAUUUGUGUCAGCUGUUAUACAUAAAGCAGAUAUAGAUGUAACAGAAUCUGGUACAGUUGCGUCAGCAUUGACUACAGUUCAUCUUGCAGAUAGAAUAAGUACACCUAAAUUUACUGCUAAUAGACCUUUUUUGUACUUUGUUAUAGAAAAAACGACAACAACUGUUAUCUUUGGAGGAAUUUAUUCUAAACCUACUAUUUACUAA